Messenger RNA from Haliaeetus leucocephalus (bald eagle), 8354 nucleotides. It is a transcript of the gene MRPS27, whose product is annotated as mitochondrial ribosomal protein S27. Gene Ontology annotation, cellular component: mitochondrion. NCBI's taxonomy places the organism in Eukaryota, Metazoa, Chordata, Aves, Accipitriformes, Accipitridae. Gene Ontology annotation, molecular function: protein binding. Bases 18 to 1238 code for a protein of 406 amino acids. The transcript is spliced from 11 exons. The record is from RefSeq and is a predicted model, not a curated record.
CUUCCUCCCUCGGCGCCAUGGCCGCCUCCGUGCUCGGCAGAGGCGUGCUCUGGAGCGGGAGGGCCCUCGGCGCUGCGGCAGGUAGAAGAUCUCUUCUUUCUGCGGCCUAUGUGGACAGCUCAAAAUGGGAAAAGAGGCAAAAAGAGGAGCAUAGCCUGGCUGACUUAGCCCACUUAAUGGACAGAACCUAUGAAAGAAAGCUGCCUGUCAGCUCUUUGACAAUAGGCCGGUUCGUUGACAACAUUACUUCACGAGAGGAAGUGGAUCAAGCCGAAUACUACCUUUACAAGUUUCGGCAUAGUCCAAAUUGUUGGUACUUGAGAGACUGGACCAUCCACAGCUGGAUCAGACAGUGCUUAAAAUAUGGUGCACAAGACAAAGCCUUAUACACGUUAAAAAACAAGGUUCAGUAUGGAAUUUUCCCAGAUAAUUUUACAUUCAAUAUUUUGUUGGAUUGUUUUAUAAAGCAGAAGAAAUACGAAGAUGCUAUGUCAGUAGUAACAGAGAUCAUGCUGCAAGAAAGUUUUGAUGACUUCUCAACACAGCUUCUUUCUCUCUAUGUUUCAUACCAGUACUUGGCAACCAAGUCUGAAUAUACGUGGGAAGAGGAGAGAAAUCUUGGAGCAUCGCUAGUGCUUACAGGUCUAAAGCAAACAAACACUGUGGGUUUUAGCUCCCAGCUGUAUGGCUAUGCAUUCCUUGGGAAAGUGGAGCUGAAUAAAGGGCUAAGAGCUGUAUACAAUCUAAUGCCACUGAUGUGGACACCUGGAUACUUGAAUAGAGCCUUGCAAGUAAUGGAGAAUGUGGCUUCAUUUUCAGGGGACAGCAAAAUCUGCAAGGAAGCUAUUGAUGCUCUGGAGACCAUUUUGCAGUCUGUCCUUGAAGCAAAACCUGGUCCAGAAUCAGCUGAAGUCAAGGAAUUAGAGCAGAAGUCACGGUUUGCAGAAUCAGAAGAAACAGAGCAGUCUAAAGCACCUGAGUACUACAGCCGAUUCAAGGAGCUGUGCUCUAAGCUGCAUUCACUUGACAAGGUUGAAUCUGAAAGCCUGUUAACCCUGACCACCCAACUUGUCAAGGAAGAGCUGCCAGCAUGUGAAGUGGAAGACAUUGCAAAACAUGAGCAGAAGCUAAAGGAGUGGGAACAAGAACAAGCACUUCUCAUUGAGAGAGAAAGGGAAUUGAGAGAAAAGGCUAAGCAGGAAAUGGAAGCUAGGAAGCUAGCUGAAGCAUCUGCUUAGCACUGGAACUCAAAGACUACCGUAGUGGUACGCAUUCCUCUGUUGUUGAACUGAAAUGCUCACCAUUAUUAAUAUUUCACUUCAAUCCUGCUGCAAGCGUGACUAUAUGUGACUCCUAUAUGCAAAUUAAACUUUUCCCAUUUUGCCUGUUUGCUGAAGUAAAGCACGUGUGGUUUAGAAGUCUUCACCCGGUAUAUGAUAUAUUUUCCUCCUGCCAUGAGCCAAGCAGUGGGUGGGGUGGAGACAACACAAAGAAACAAAGGCAUAAGAAGAAGCUUGCCUGUGAUGAAAGGUGUAGAGGGUGGAAGGAACAAAAGAAGAGGGAAGAAUUUCAAACACAAGUUGUUUCAGUAGGGGUUUGUCACAGGAAAGAAUACCUUGGUUACUCUGAACUUCAGACACUAAGAGGAUUAAUGUAUACUGAUUGCUUCUUUCUUUCUCAACCCAUCUGGAAAAUUCAGGCUACUAUAUAUGGAAUUGGGAGUCUAACUUUAGACUGUUUUUAAAACUACUUUUAAAGAAUUUCAGCCUAGUGAGUUAGCACUUGUACAGGCAGUCAGAUGUGCCUUCCCUGUAAGGAAGUUAGAAAUUUCUGACUUUACUAGUGCUGCUCUGCUCCAUUUUUAAGGUCAGUAGAGAAACACGCACAAUCACCUCAGCACACACCCAGGAGCCUCAACUGCAGUGCAGUUUCCUUUUAUAUUCUGGGUGCUGUUUCAUGGGGGUUUUGACCUAAUUCUUUUCUUGUCUUAGCUGUGUACAUGGUCGCAUGCCCCAUUCUUCAGAUUGGUAAAACAAUGUGGCUAUUGGCACAAGGAAACAGCAAGGGAGGAAAGGAUCUUAGUGCAUUGCUUGUGGAAUGCAUCAGCAUCCAUCCCUACUUACAUUCCUUGUUAUCGCUGAAUCUCAUUAGCUGCAGCCAGCGACUUUAUGCAGCCCAUGGCAGGGCAAGUUCCUUGAAAACAGGAUCACCCUAGCAACAGACCUGCUGUAUUGCUGCUUGUUAUGGCAACACAUGUUGUCUCACUGUGUUUCACCACAGGGUCUGAUAAGCAUUUCCAGUUUUAUCAUGCACCUGUCUAGUCUUAGAGUGGUAAAGCUUACAUCACAAACUCACUGUAAAUCCAGUGAGAACAUGCUGCGAAUCUGCAAAGUGAACUUGUUUGAAGUGUAGGAAAGCAUGCACCAAAUACCUCUCUUAUUCCCAGCAAAUGCACUCAGAGCCUGAUUGCUCUUUCACAUCCAAGAACUUGACAGUAAGGUCCUUCACCUCGUCUUUUCAGCAAGUACCAUAGUUUCUCCCAUACUGCAGUAGGAGAGUGCUGUCUCCAGGUUAAGUGGAUGAUUUUGUGCCUUGACUAACUAAAUCAGCAGUGGACUUUCUUGGGCAACUUUCCUCAAGUCUCCUGAAGUCUUUUUCCUCUUUCUUGGUCUAACUGCUUUUUGAUUACUAGAAGUUAGGGAGCCUUAAGGGAGAGUGGGAGAGGCCAAACAUGCUCUUAAGGACAAUUUCCUUAAAACUGGUGGCUUUAAAGAGGUCGUCAUUCCUAGUUGAGCCACGGGAAAAUGAAGCAUCCCUUCCCUGACCGCAUACUUCAGUUCUUCAGUGUCAGAAUAUGGGCUGUAUCUCCAAAGGUUUACAAUCACUCCUGCAUCCUGAUUCCUUUCUCAGCUUGUCUCUACAGACACCACCUCUCCCUUCUGGGAUCUCCUCUAUACCACCACAGUUUUAAGACCUUCCUUGCUGACACAUGGCCUCUAGCCACUGCAGCUGCUGAUCGUGUUGCUUAUGAGACACAAUUUGGCUAGGCCACAGCGGGCACUGCCACAUUUCUUCUUGUUUCUUGUUAGCAUCUGUUUCUUGGCAGCACAAGGAGCCUGUCUCUGGCCCCACCUCUACCCUUCCUCACCCUCCUCGGUAGAUGCACCAAGCUAAUGCUAAUUGAGCUCCAGCAAGCUGCCAGCUGCCAUGCAUGCCGCUCUCUCACAGAGCAUGCUUCCCUUCCCCCACAACUAACUCCCCUUUCCAUUUAUUUAGACUUAACUAUUACAGCAAUAGGAGAAGAAAAUCCUCUAAGCUCUGAGUAGCCUGUUAAUGAAUAUUACAGGUUGCCUCCUUGCUUUACUUCAGGCUCUGUGGGUUUGAAUGGUUUUAGUCUGCUCCAAAGCCUACAAUCUUUCUCUGCCUUCUCCCGAGUCUCCUCCCAUAUCCCCCUCUGCCCUUGGGAGAGUGGGGUUUCCCUGCCAAAUGCUUUGCAGGCAGCAAAGCAGAUUCCUGGGGCCAAGUAAAGGACACCAAACCCAAGACCUGCAGCAGAGGGUCCAGACCAUUUGUGGCUUAAGGAGCCAAAAGUUUUGCCAAGCCCUCAUUUAUCUGUCCCCUCAUUAUCAUCCUGAGUGAGAAACCACUUCUGACACUUCCACCCGCUGGGCCACCUGCACACCACGGCCCUUCUUCCCUCUCUCUCAUGCCCUAGCUGAGUAUUUCUCUGUGGUCCAGUAGCCUCCAUCUUGCUUCUCCCCACCCCAGGUCUCACCACUCUCUCAGGCAAUAGCAACCAGCUUCUGCCAACCCAACGUUUUCUCACCUAGCAAAUCAUAAUAUUUCCCACAAGCCUACCUGCACCUUCUUGAAUUCUGCAGCAGUCCUUAUCACUGCUUCCCCUUUGACCUCACCCUUGAUCCCCUUCGAGUUCCUGCUGUGUAUCGUCUCAAGUUUAUUUCUUCCCCUUCUCCAAGGAGGCUGGCCAUGUCUCUUUGCCCCACACCCCCAUCUCAGACAGCAAAGUGCCCCUGGCUCUGUGGACAGCAAGCAGCCCAGGGUACCACACACUCAGGCACCCUGAGGUUUGAGGCCCCUGGACACAGCUCGGUCUCAAGAGGAGGUUGGAAAUACGAAUUAGCAACUGAAGCUGGAGGGAAAGGAGGAAGGUACUCUCCUCCUUGGUGCUCUUUCCUACCUGCUAGCUUUGAGCAAGGUCAACAGUAAGACAGACAAAUUGUGAAAUGGGGUAAUUCACAGACCAACGCUGUUCAGGCAUGUGCUCAGCUUCCUAAGGGAGACAGGGAUGGUAGCUGUUCACCACAAAUGCAGCAGCAUGAAAAAUCAAGAGAGUAUCAAGUAACUCAGCUUGACUUACCUGCUUUUCUCCUUCCCACUCCAGGAAAAGUAAGACUUGAUUGUUUGCCACCUUGCAUAAAUCAUGUUGCUUACGCAACCUGUUUUUCAGCUGCUUGCUGGAUUACUCUUAAAAAAAAGUUUGAAGAACACUUGUACCAACAGCUAGGAGUGAAACUGGGUCCCAGGCAGUCAAAAGCCCUUCUGUCUGGAUGCUCACAGCUUUGUGUGCACUCCUGUGAUAGCUAUCACCCUCUGUGAUGCAGCUAGCCACAUUUAGAAGGAGGGCAGAGAAGUCAUACAGCAGCUUUUGAUCUGCUGCUGCUUAAAUGUGAGCUUUGAUGCGAAGGGAAGUAUGUAGAUGUGUGUAUAUAUGCAUAUAAAAAAAAAGCUUCUGUACUCUACAAAGACAAAAAGCUUCUGAGUUCAUCCAGUCCUGCGCCCUGGUACUCAUUCAAUGCAAGCUCACAACCCACUGAGCACUCCCUUGCUAGGACACUCUCAAGCUUUUUGAAAUGUUGCUGCUCCUUGCUGCACUGUUUCAGACAGCUGCCUAGACCUUUCUGUAUGUGGAUGGGACUGGCAAAAUAUUUCCUGGAGGGGACAGACCAAAAUCUUUCUUGGUAGUAACACAAUCUCCUUUUUUUUGAUCACCUCUCCUAGAAAUGUUCCUUCACAUCCUGUUUUCAUUUGUGACUACAGCUGCGAUUUGCGUUAAAGCUAUUACAGUUUUUUCCCUUGUCGGUAUAUUUCUAAAUCACAGGAGUGCAUCUUUCUUCGUGAAAGUCUUUGAAUAAUUUCCCUACUCGUUAUCUUGGUGUCUGUAUAACUAAAGGCAGAGUAAAAUCUCAGUGCUAGAAGCAAUACAUUUGCAUACACAGUCACUGAGCUGAGCAUGCAAACGAGGUGACCAGCAACCUAAAUAAUACCUGCCUGCACUAAAGCUUAUGGUGCAGCAUUGCCAGACUAGUACAUGGUAGGCAGUGUUAACAGCUCUUCCGUGUUUCCCCAGGCAUGGGAGAGACCUUUCUCUCAACAAUACUUGCCAAAAAAACCCAGAAACCAGUACAAAUGCAAAGCCUGUUUGAUAUGUUGGCAUGAAUUUGGCUGCCAUUAGGAGAAAAAAACAGCACUUCAAAGGUUAAAGUUCUUCCUUUCAAUUCAAAAAGCAUCUUCCCAAUUCAAAUCCAUGGCAGAUGCCAAAUACGCUGCUGAUUAGGCAAGUAAAUAUGUAACUCUUCCUUCUACAAGUGUCACUGGCAGAACGCUACCCGCAAAGCACUGAAGAUCAUUAUCCAUUAUUCACAAGAGGAAAAUUACAUAUUUAUUCCCUUGCAGCUCAAAUAAAUGUUGCCUGAAGCCUUGCAAAGAUGGGCCCUAUUUAUGAUAACACCCGACCUUGCCAAGAUAGGGUUACUAGUUGCUCUCAGACCUGGUCAGAUGCUGCUGUGACCUACACACAGCGGUGGUAUUGAGCACCUUCCCACAGCUUCAAGCACCUGCUCCCUCCCCCAGUGGCUUGUCCCAGUUGCUUGCCUGCCUGUCCCAGGGCUUUCUGGUCACCCUAAAACUGUGGAACCAGGACAAUGACCUACCCCAGCUGCAGAUGAAGGUUGACUGGUGCAAGGGGGUUUCUGACCUGAGCAGCCGUCACUGUGCAGCUGAGACAGGCAGAAGACAGCCUGGGUCACAGAUUAGCAAGUGUCCUCUUUCUCCCCACCUCCUCAGGAAGCUGAAGUCAUAGUUACAACAGGGAAUUGUUGCACCCUUGACUUUGAGGGAUGCAAGAUGCGGUCCACUGAGCAGCAUCUGAUGCUGCAAGUACUGCUGCUGGUUUUGCUGGGGCUGUUCAUGUAGAAACUACAACUGAACCUUCAAAAAUGUAUUUCAAGUGAGUAUUUGAGCACAUUCAUGGAAAGUAAAGUUAAAUUUACCUUCCCUGAAAUUUAAUGGUAGAAAAUGUUGAGAUGAGGACAGGGCUCUUUGUAGAAGAGAAACUAUUGCUGUCAUAAGUGACAAACAACUUGACAGUGACUCUUUCAAAAUAAAACUGUGGAGAAUGAAGUAUAAGUCAAGAAUUAGUGACUAAAUAUUAAUUCAAGAGUAACUUAAGAUACUGAACACGAUAGGAAACUGUACCACCUAGUCUGGGUCAGUCUCCCCUUGGAAAUAGAUAUAUCUUUCAGUGAUCACAAAGUUGUCACUGAACUCAGCUAGCAAUUGCAUAGUACUAACUCUGUUGCUGCUCUUAAACCUUUCUGAUAAACUCAAGUCCAUUCAACCCAUCCUGAAUUGCAGAUGCCCCAGGCACAGAAAUAGCAUUAGAGCCCCAUUGACAAGCACAUUAGAUUAUGAGGACAAAAUUCAGCUUUCAGUAUAUCUUGUUCAUUGCAAAUCCUGACAGUUCCUCCCUUAAGUGAAUUGGGAAAGAAACUUUCGAGCCUGUUCUGGUCAUUACGCGUGGUAACUGUUGCUAUAAUUACAUCUUUGGAAACUGUAAACUCUUCCUGGAAAUACUGACUUGUACUCUGGGGGGUUCAUAUUAAGUAUGUAAGUGGCUCAGUGGCUCAGUUUACCUUCCAACUCUUCAAGCUGAGAAAGUAACACAGCUGGGCUGAAAUAACAUGAGGUUUGUAAAAGCUCAGUCAAAAUUAAUUUCUGGACCUUAACAGGUAUACAGGGUGUAACUUCAGCGUAUAUAGACAUUGCUAUGUAUAUUUAGCUUUGGCUGUAUUGGGACAUAAUCUCCAUCUAUUUCACUUAACCUCUCUGUAAUUCACAAGCACAGGUGAUGGGCCAAGCUGCAGUACGAUCUGUAGAUCAUGGCAUGCAAUUGUUUUGGCAGUGAAGCUGGCAGCAGAUACACAGUCAAUCUCCACCCCUGCCUUGCUAGCUAUUCACACUGGGGCUGGUAACACUGGAGGUGUUGAACUGCAGAGAAGCAGCUACAUCACCAGCAAACAGAGCUCAUGCACACAACAGUGUUUGCUGAUUUAGUUCUUUAGUUCUCGUAAGUAUUUAAUUUCUGGUGGAAAUGAUGCUGAGCAUGCAGUGGAAAACCAGCAAAUCCCCUGGUAAGCUGAGGGCACUCAGCAUUACUCAGCCGCUGGUGGUUUUGGGCUGAAUCUGAAGGAAGCACACGCAGCACAGCAGAGGACAAUGCCCUAGGGCCUUCAUGUGAGUGUGGACUGGUUGUGUCUGUGGGAGAUGAAAGUAGGGACUACAACAGUAGACAGUGGUCAAAAACAGUUUGCUGAGUGAAGGACAUGGGCAAUGCUCAUGUAGCAGAAGUACCACGUGCCCAGAGACACCCUCUAGGAAGCCAAGGAGCUUUUCUGCAGUGCUGGGAACAAGCUGAAUCUAUGAGGCGUCGCUAUGGCUAUUACUCAAGAGACCCCUGGACACCUCUUUUCACCCCAUCCUAGGAACCAUGAAAAGCUACAAUUAACUCUCAACCACAGAACACUAGAAAUUAGUACUAAAGAGUCUCUAGGUCUUGGAUGCCACAAGACAGCUCCCUCAUUUUAGGUGGACCAAAAAGGUCUGAGGGACUGUCAUUUUCCCAUGCCAUCUUAAAUAGUUCAUAAGCUGACUGAAUUUGUUCAUUAACAACACUAGUGGAAAUAAAAUUUCUCCUUCUCAGCAGCUGUGUUGAAGAAAGGAGCUUUCAUUUGGCAUCUGGAAGCAGCAGGCCAAAUGCUACAGACCAGGCUGACCUGCCCCUAUCCACAGGUAUCCAUGGGUGGUCCCACCUGUGCAAAUCCAGAACUUCACCCUGCAGCUGCAGGUGAAUAACUGGGGUUGAAGCUGACCUGGUCUGCUUUGCACAAUCAUUUUAAUAUAUUUUAAGUAGCAUCAAGCUACUCUACAACAACAGUUCAAAAAACCUUGAUGUACACAUACACAGGAUUAUCACUUGAGAUAUAAGACCUGCAGCAGUUGCCUCCCCUCAUCUGGUCUUCAUUUUAAUCUACUUCGCCAUGCUCAGCCCAAUUCAA